AUGGCAACAAUAUUAAACACCACAACAUCCAAAGGAGCAGGAAAUUACAUUGGCGAAACCAAAAAGCAGCUUAGAGACGGUAAGAUCAGUCAGCUGUUUCAGUUCGUUUCUUCUCAGCAUUGGUUCGUGUUUUGUGUAACAGAUAAAGUUAUUUUUUAAGGUUUUGGUGUUUACAAUUACCCCAACAAAUUCUUCAGAUAUGAAGGCGAGUGGAGUAAGGGCAAGAAACAUGGUGGGUAGUUGUUAAUUGUAAAUUCUCUUGGAAUGAAUAUAAGCUUUAACAGGCCUUCAAAAUGUCUGACUGAGCCUGGAAAUUAAAACCUUUAAAGGACAGCUGUUAAUGAAUCAUCCUACAAAUUACCUUAUGUUUGUCUGACGGAGAUGAUAGUUAUAGUAAUAACAAUAAUAAUGAUAAUGAUAAUGAUAACGAUAAUGAUAAUAAUGGUUUAAUGCCAGCGUAUCCACGUAAGUGGCUCUUCUUCUGAACAUACUAAAACUACUAACUAAAAAUUAGAAGGAUAACUGAAGGUUAAAUAUUUAUAGCUAUAUUUAUAUAGUAUUAUAUUAGAAUUAUGUACAUAUUAUAAGGUAUCUACAAGUGGCUGAUGAAAAAGAUAUAACAGAUGUUAAACCAUUUAGCAAAUAAAAAUGUGAAAAGAGAUAAAAACAAAUAUGAAAUAAAUCAAAUCAAAUCCAAAGUACGUAAAAUGAUUAAAGAAAAGUUACAGCAUAAGGCUAGUACAUCUGCAUCUCGUCUGUUCAGGGAUUAUAGUUAAGUUAUUUCACACCCAGGAUUACUUACUGAAUACGAUUUCGAAUAAAAGAGUGUGUCUUACGACAGAAGUAAUGAAAAUCGGUGCUAUUUCUUACAUGAACAGGAAUACUAUUAAAAAGCUGUGCAGCACUAUCUUGAAAGCUGCCAUUCUCUGGUGGGGUAACUGAUCGUUUUGCAGCAUUAGAAUGUUACAGACGUGUGUGGACAACCUCAUUGAUCUUCAGGCAUCAGAUGAUAAAGCCUUGAAAACAAGAUUAAGAAGAUGAGCCCAACUCAUUGUGUGUGUAGCUGUGGUCAACCUCAUUACCAAGGUUCUCUUCUACCGGCCUUCAUUUGUACCCAUACGGAUGGGUAGGAGAGAACCCUCAGAACAAGGUUGAGCUGAGGUUUGAGGGAAUGUAAUGUAAUUCCAUGGGAAAUAGAAUAACAAAGUGCUCUUUUUGGGAGAGCUUUGCUCCAACAAUUUGCUUACUGGGAAAGUUUCACAAAGAUGCACGUACAAAAAAUAGCACAGUUGACAAAAGAGGAGGCCUCAAUGACAGAGAAAGAGUCCUGACUUCAUUGCUGAAAAGACUUUUUGGCCGACCACCCCUCCCUCCCCUUUUCUAAGGGUCUGGAUGACUGGGCCCCCUCCUUAUCUCAAGGUCUGGAUCUGGCACUGGGUUUGAUCUGAGACCAAUUUUUACCAUAUUAUUAUACAUAUGAAUACUGAUUUUAUUUUCUAUUUAAGGUCAUGGCAAACUUGUUAUGGCAGAUGGCAGUUUUUAUGAAGGACAGUUUAUGGAUGGUGAAAUCCAGGGACAUGGAUUUCGUCGGUGGGUGUCAACAAAAAAUGAAUACACGGGACAGUUUGUAAAG
Porites evermanni is the source of this 1633-nucleotide messenger RNA. The record is from the annotation of a GenBank genome assembly. NCBI's taxonomy places the organism in Eukaryota, Metazoa, Cnidaria, Anthozoa, Scleractinia, Poritidae.